Mucor mucedo is the source of this 1490-nucleotide messenger RNA. RefSeq names its product kinase-like domain-containing protein. Lineage: Eukaryota; Fungi; Mucoromycota; Mucoromycetes; Mucorales; Mucoraceae. Gene Ontology annotation, biological process: endocytosis; peptidyl-serine phosphorylation; signal transduction. The transcript has 6 exons. Gene Ontology annotation, cellular component: cytoplasm; nucleus. The coding region runs from base 111 to 1409 and encodes 432 amino acids. Gene Ontology annotation, molecular function: ATP binding; protein serine/threonine kinase activity. The record is from RefSeq and is a predicted model, not a curated record.
UUUUUUUUUUUUUUUUUUUUUUUGGCUUCAUUAGCGUCAAACAACUAAUUGGACAUUAGCAAAUAAUCUACAAACAAUCUAUUUUCCACAGCACAUAAAAAAAAAGAGGAAUGACUGCUCAUCAUCCACCGUUGCAUAAGAACAAUAGCACUGUUUCAAGUUCCUCGCAGUCGUCUACCAAUAUUGUUGGAGUACAUUAUAGAGUUGGAAAAAAGUUAGGAGAAGGAAGUUUUGGAGUUCUGUAUGAAGGGCUCAACUUACUAAAUAAUCAAUCUGUUGCCAUUAAAUUUGAGCCAAGAAAAUCCGACGCCCCACAAUUACGAGAUGAAUACAGAACGUAUAAAGUACUUGCCGGUUUACCCGGUGUUCCGAGUGCUUAUUACUUUGGCCAAGAAGGAUUGCACAAUAUUCUUGUGAUUGAUUUACUCGGCCCGAGCUUGGAAGAUUUAUUUGACAUGUGUGGAAGAAAACAUUCCAUCAAGACCGUUGCCAUGCUGGCUAAGCAAAUGAUCAACCGUGUCGAAAGCGUUCAUGAAAGAAACUUAAUUUACAGAGAUAUUAAACCUGAUAACUUUCUCAUUGGUCGCCCUGGAACAAAAUAUGCAAACAUGGUGUUUAUGAUUGAUUAUGGAAUGGCAAAGUUAUAUCGUGAUCCGAAAACAAAGCAACAUAUACCUUACCGAGAACGUAAAAGCUUGUCGGGAACUGCAAGAUACAUGAGUAUUAAUACCCAUUUAGGAAGAGAGCAAUCAAGACGAGAUGAUUUAGAAUCACUUGGCCAUGUGUUUAUGUAUUUCUUGAGAGGAUCACUACCUUGGCAAGGGCUGAAGGCUGCGACAAACAAACAAAAAUACGAACGUAUUGGCGAGAAAAAGCAGACGACACCAGUGAAAGAAUUGUGUGAUGGAUUCCCAGAGGAGUUUGGCAUCUAUUUACAGUAUGUACGUAAAUUAGGGUUUGAAGAAUCCCCUGAUUAUGACUUCUUGAGAGAACUAUUUAACAAGGUUUUACGUCGUAUGGGUGAUUCCGAUGACGGAAUAUAUGACUGGAUGUUACUUAAUGGAGGAAAAGGAACCGAGACUCGUGAAAGUAGACGUCAAGCACGCGAGGAACAAUCGAAACUUACGCUUCAGCCAACUAGUUAUGCUCGACGAUCAAACCAUACGCCUAAUUCUGUGAAGCGUCAUGCUUCUCACCCUAAUAAUAAUAAUUCUAAUAAUAUUACGCCACCAUUACCAACUAUGCCAACACCUAUUAUAUCAAAUACGCCAAAUGAUGCCUACAAGAAAAUGCCUGACACUCAUAACCAUGGUAACUUAGAUCAACCUUCAUAUGAACAACACAAGGAAGAACAUCGUGGUGGUUUCUGGCAUGCUCUAAUGUCAUUAAUGACUUGUGGUACUCACUAAAAACAAAAAAAAACAAAAAAAAUAUAUAUAUGUGUAUGCAUAUAUAUCGAUAGAUCAUGCUAUACCUUUUUUUUAUCAACU